Molecule: messenger RNA, 4812 nt
Organism: Wasmannia auropunctata (little fire ant)
Lineage: Eukaryota; Metazoa; Arthropoda; Insecta; Hymenoptera; Formicidae
Exons: 3
Coding region: 484-3258 (924 amino acids)
Source: RefSeq, a predicted model, not a curated record
UCUCUAUUCUGACUUGAAUCCAAAUUACGUAAGACUACGCUUUUACUUUGACCCGCACGAUAUCACCGCUCGCACGUCGCUUGUAUUAUAUACGUUGCCGCCGCUGCCCAAAUUGCGGCAAACCCGAUUAUACGAUAAUCGUUCCCUUUUUUUUUUUGCGCAUUGCAGAACGGCUUAAACAGCGAUAGCUUACUGUCGACGCCCAAGUUGACUUUCCACGGUAUCGAGGAUUUCACGAACGAAAUGGGUUUCUUAUACCCUGAGAUAUGCGAGUGUAGAGAGAGAGAGAGAGAGAGAGUCAAAAUAGUAAGCGGACAAGAUACUAUUUUGACCCCUGGUGGUCGGUACCCGGAUCACCAGUGGAUAAUUAAGGGGAGACCAGAGCGCUUUAACGUUCACACAGCGAUACGCAGAAGAUUGAGCACGUAGUUUUGGAUUAAUAGACGGUUGUGCGCCGUACUGAUAAUGUCCAAAUGAUUCAGGAUGGAUGCUGUUUUGACGAGUCCAGUGACAGUGAAGAAUUGUAUGGGGUGGACAUUCAGCCCGUCGCCACAAGUAGGGUCACCAGUAGGGAAUCUAGAAACCACUCAAACAUCACUGGAUUCCGCGGCACGCGUAGGAUGCAAAUCACAGUCCUACACAUCAUGGGACUGUGUGUCGCGUUUGUAUGUUGGUGGUGUCUACAUCGUUGAAACAGCAGACGAGCAUGGUCAAUGGGUCGAGGGGGCAGAGUAUGUGCCAAAGGGGGACACGCCAACACCAGAAGAAUGGAAAGCCCUAUCCUGCGUAAAUCAACAGUAUCUGGACGGGGGAGUAAAAAUAUACAUACGCGGGAAGGGAGUAAUGACUCGUCAACAGGCAAAGAGGUUAACGGAGACAACGCCUGCUUCGAGGGUUGUGGCGAGUGGAUCUAAGGGACCAACAACUAGAAAAGGAGCAACAGCACGCACGGAAGAAGAGGUUGACGACCCAACACCAGAUCAGAACACUGGGUUUUAUUACUCAGAUAUAAUACCCGUGAGGUGUGUAGCUGUUAGCACAAUGAUAUGUGGAAGAGAGACGGAUCCCGUGCCCUAUAGCCCGCAGUACCAGAUUCUAGCCGAUAGACUGAAUGACCCCGCACAAACUGGAGUCUUAUCCGCGGUCGUGCGAGGGCCAAAUGUUAGAGACGCAACGGCUAUGUCGUUACUGGUCAAGGCGAUGUUGCUGAGGCCAUCCACCAGAUAUGAGAUAGCAGCGGUGCUGCGGUGUGGGGCGAUGGGUUUAUCUGUCGGACAAGAGAGCUAUGCCUGUGAUCCCAUACCGUACAGGUUUGUUCGCAAACCAAAAACCGUUAGCGGAACUGGAAUGGACAUAAUGCAAAAGCCAGGUGUGACGCCCAACGCGUGGAAAGCAAUAGCCAUGCCUUUAGAUACUUUCGUGGCCCUGGAAAAUAAUUCAUACUAUUCUACCACGCCUGAUGGCUUUACAUACGGGGAGUUGGACGUAAAUUGGACAGCAGUGCCAGUGCCAUCGCGAUUGUUGAGGCAGAGUCACCUUUUGGCCUAUCUUUUUUCGUUUUUGAGCUCUGAUGCGUGGUCAGGCACUGUAACCUAUGGUAGUGUAACAACAAGAGAUGGCCCUAAUGGGAAAGUGUAUAAGAUGGUGGAAACGUAUGUUCCCGUUGUGAAUAGUAUCAAUGUACCCGGUGUGAGGAACGUGUGUUUAGUACUUAUUGAUGAGACAUCACCCAAUUGUUCUGCCAACGUCAAACUAUCUUUGAGGGACGUGGCUGUAGAUGUCCCGGUGUGGAAAGGUCCCCAAAAUGAGGUGCCCGUAUCAAUUUGGGCGUUGUGGGACAAAUUUUGGAAUACAGAAAACAUACCCGGUAUACGGAGAGACACUACAUUCGCAUUGAGCGAAAUAUGUACGCGGUUGGCUGUGUCAGACACAUGUGGUACGGCGUUGUCGUUGCUCGCAGAAUUGUACGGUCAGUGGUACUACGGAAUUGCACCAGCGCUCAAGCACGACGAGCCAACUCCUGAUUACACUGCGGAGCCAUACGGAUCAUGGACCUACGAUGGUUCGUACUUGGACAAGACUAAGGCUAUGAAAAGCCAUCUCUUCAAUCUGGACCAAAAGGACAAACUGGACGCUCGCAGAAGGUCCAUAGCUUACAAUUUUUCAGGGAUUUCACCUCAGCACGAGUUUCCAACGGGUGUGGUGCGAGUCCGGUAUGUCGGACAGGGUGAACGUCUGAGAAUAACGUGGUCCACUCAACAACCUGAGGUGGCAGUUCCGGCAUACAAUAUUCAGACCAUGACGUCGGUGAGUCGCGUCGCAACCGCGAUGGGAUUAAUCUUAACACACACUGAGUCCUAUCGGUUCGCGUCUCCCACAGGAUUUGUCCACUGGGUGCAUAUGUUAUCUUGCGCCAUAAGUUUUUCAACGUCGGCUUUUCUCGCCCUGAACGACAUAUCGCCCCGCGACUGGGCGGGAGUGGACAACAGGUACGAUGUGGCACACAGAGAUAGUGUGCUCAAUGCAAUUAAAAGUGCUAUGUAUGGAGGAAUAACUGUCCAUCUUGACAUUGAGAACAUCAUGUCAAAUAUACAAGAAUGGGAUUUGGACAUAAUGGCCGAGUAUUUUAUGUUAUCGCCAUAUAAUAACGUGGACUGGAUGACCUUUAGCCCCGUUCCUGCCCACUGCACCCAACAGUGGGUAGACAAAAUGGGAUUGACAGGAGGGACAAUACCCAAAGAAAUAACGAUGUUUUACUAUAAGAGCAGACCUUAUAUGGCCAUGAAGGUGAAACGAGAAUACGGUGAACACAAGUUUAACAUGGUCACAACAAUUGACAUGUAUCGCCGUUUCCCUCAAGCAAUAGUGCGAGAGCCUGGUGAGGGUUAUGUCUGCCUAUUGCAUUGGGUGGACAACGUGGCAGGUUAUUCAAACGCAGCCUGCAAUAAUAACAGAGUCCUGGUUCCAACAGAUAUGUAUGAGUCACUAACCUAUUGUGCACCGGUUAUGAAUAUCGGUAUUCCCUAUUCAGACACUACGAACUGGUACAUCAUCGGUUCAAACUAUGAAUACGGUGAUCCGGCAUUGAGUGGACUCAAAGUCACUCCAAUACAGUGGCCGGGCCCACCCUUGUUGGAGACUCUCUGGCAGGGUGCAAAAAACUAUAUACUGAAACCGGCGGCAUCAGCGCUGGCCGGUUUCUUGACUGGAGGCCCUGCAGGCGCGGCAGUGGCGGGGGCAACACAUAUAGCACAGUAGUUAGUCACGGACCUGGCUCCUACCAAAGAUGCUCCCAAAGCCACGGAAGCCGUAGUCAAGGCGGAGGAGACCGCGAAAAAGGUACUUGGUUUACCAGCUGGCAACACGAAAGUGAUGACUACCAAGACCGUCCCACAUACCUCCAAGUUAAAUACUAUCACAAAGGAGGAAGCGGUCACAAAGGGCAAGGAGGUAGCAACGCUGAUGGAACAGGAGAAGAAGAGUGGUACAAGCGAGAGCACGAAGAAAGAGGAGAAUUCGACUCCUGUUCCAGAGCCGAUGAAGGGAUUGCAGACACCGGAGGAGAGUCCGGUAAACGAGUAAACUAUCCCAGUGAACAAUAAGACGUCUUAAAGACGAUUAAAAGACGUCUUAAAAUGUUUCGGACGUCCAAAAAGAUUUACUAAAAGACAUCUUUAAGACGUCUUAAAGACGUCUUAUGUCUGUCUUUUAGACGUCAUAUUACAUGUCUUUUAGACGUCUUAUAAGACACUUUUGAAAUGGCCUAUAUGACAUUCUUCAGACAUCUUUUAGACAUCUUUAAGACAACCAAUAAGACAUUUUUUUGGCGUCCUAUAUGACAUUCUUCAGACAUCUUUUAGACAUCUUUAAGUCAACCUAUAAGACACUUUUUGGGCAUCCUAUAUGACAUUCUUUAGACAUCUUUUACACAUUAUAGUAUAAUUUUAAGAAUAAAAAGAGAUAAAAAUUUAGUUAUUUUUUACAUGUUUAUUUUAAUUAUUUAAUUAUUACAAAUACACAAUACACAAUACCGCUUCUUUAGGACCGAUGCUUGGUGACAGCCAUUAAAAAAUAUAACAUAUAUAACAUAUAUAUAUAUAUAUAUAUACAUGAUCAUUUACAUGUAUGCAACACGCACGCUUCCUUCCUCUCUUUCUCCCGCUCCCACGCCAUGCAUUCACGAGAAAAAAGAAAUACAAAAUCGUGUUACAUUUCGCACGAUAAAACUCGUAGCUUGCUAACAUUUCUGUAUUACACGUAACACAGAACUACCGCGAAACGUCGUAUGCGCGUGCUCCUGUGUCGCAUGAAGCACCGUAAUGUAUAUACCGUGCGUAUGAUAUUCGGUAAAACAAGCGCGUUUGGUGAACAGAAUGUUACACCUAUUUGACAACUGAAACUGUGCGCCAAACGCGGCUACUGUUGCCAGCUUAUCAUAAGUGGCGACCGAGCCAUGCGCAACGUUUUGCAAAUUUGACACCCAGGCUCGAAUUCAUAUAUUUAUUUUCUUUCAUGCUUCUGCGCGUGUAUAUAUGUGUGUAUGUGUGCGUGUGUGUGUAACAAGUAAUUUUUGUAUACUGUUCUAAGAUCGUGAAGACAAUUAAGUAAUCGAACAUAAUUCAGUGAAUUCUUGGAAUUAUAUAUACAUAUAUCGAAGAACCGCGCCCGACUGCGAGCGAUGGCUUCGUGGAAGUCUUUAACCGGAAGAAUAAACGGAUCGAUCAAGUAUUCGGCAAUGCGCUGCGUUGUGGCUAAACCUAAGUUAAAUAUAUCACACAGCUCCAUAGUAAAGUAUAAAAAGAUUAGAAUACA